This is a messenger RNA of Aspergillus mulundensis, 1602 nucleotides long. RefSeq names its product putative extracelular serine carboxypeptidase. Bases 1 to 1602 code for a protein of 533 amino acids. Gene Ontology annotation, molecular function: serine-type exopeptidase activity; dipeptidyl-peptidase activity. The record is from RefSeq and is a predicted model, not a curated record. Gene Ontology annotation, biological process: proteolysis. The transcript has a single exon. Lineage: Eukaryota; Fungi; Ascomycota; Eurotiomycetes; Eurotiales; Aspergillaceae.
AUGCGUGUCCCUCUACUCUCCCUCUCUCUCCUUACGGGAACCACCUUGGCAGCCACAUACAAAGCCCACAACUUCUCAACCCCCAUCGACCACUUCCACAACGAAACCCGCUACGCACCACACACAAACCACACAUUCAACCUGCGCUACUGGUUCGACGCCGACCACUACGAACCCGGCGGGCCCGUGUUCGUCAUCGCCGCCGGCGAAACAAACGGCGAGGACCGCUUCGAGUUCCUGUCAAAUGGAAUCGUAACCCAGCUCGCAGCGACAUACCACGGUCUCGGCGUGAUCCUCGAGCACCGCUACUACGGCGAGAGUUACCCGUUCCCCGGCGAUGACGUGAGCGUUGAGGAUCUGCGCUUCCUCAGCACGGAGCAGAGUCUAGCGGACUACGCGUAUUUCGCUCAGAACGUUGUCUUCCCGGGACUGGAAGAGUUUGAUCUUACAGCCCCCAAUACGCCGUGGAUUGCGUAUGGGGGGUCGUAUGCCGGUGCGCAGGUUGCGUUCAUGCGCAAGCUGUACCCCGAUAUCUUCCACGGCGCCGUAUCGAGUUCUGGCGUCACGGCUGCGAUUGUCGACUACUGGAAGUACUAUGAGCCGAUUCGGAAUUAUGGGCCGGUGGAGUGUAUAGAGGCUAUUCAAACACUUACCGAUAUCAUUGAUAGAAUUCUAAUAGACCACCCGGAGAACAAAACAUUGCACAGCCAGCUGAAGAGCGCGUUCGGUGUUGAGUCAGACACCGAUAACAAGGACUUCGUCAACGGCCUCUCCACUCCGCUGGGGACCUUCCAAUCCAGGAACUGGGAUCCGGCGGUCGGGAGCUACGAGUUCAGACACUACUGCGAUAACAUCACGGCCCCGGACCCAGUGUACCCCGUUACCAAUGGCACGGCCAGCUUGCCGGGGCUGCUGAAGGCCGCGGGGUACAACGCAAGUGACACGGCGCUGCUUGCAUCGCUGCGGAAUUACAUCGGGUACAUGAACCCUCCGUCCUCGUCGUCUUCAACCGAAUCCAAAGACGAAGACGAGGACAAGAACGAGGACGAGGACGAGCCCACUGGAAACGAGAGGCUUCCCAAAUCCGAUGGCACAAGCUGGAACUACCAAGUCUGCACAGAAUGGGGGUACUUCAUGCCGGGCUCCUCGGUGCCCCCACACAUAAAACCGCUGAUAUCCCGACUCAUCGACCUAAACUACACGUCCUCGUUCUGCAACUCAAUCUACGGCAUAAGCACGCCCCCGAAUAUCACGCUCAUAAACCAGCACGGCGGCUUCAACUUCUCGUACCCCCGCGUCGCGAUCAUCGGCGGCACAGCGGACCCCUGGCGCGACGCAACGCCGCAUGCUGAGGGCCUGCCAGGGCGGAAAUCAACCGAUGCAGAGCCGUUUAUGCUGAUUGAUGUGCCUGCUGAGAGGGUGUGGGAUGGGAUACGCGGGGCCGUGCACCAUUGGGAUCAGAAUGGGGUGAGUAGCAACCAGACGGGUGUUGAGGUGCCUGUUGAGAUUGUGGCGGCGCAGAGCGAGAUUGUGAGGUUUGUGGGGGUUUGGCUUGGGGAGGAUGAGGAGGAGACCUUGAGUGGGAGUGCGGAGGAUUUGUGA